Molecule: messenger RNA, 673 nt
Organism: Sorex araneus (European shrew)
Lineage: Eukaryota; Metazoa; Chordata; Mammalia; Eulipotyphla; Soricidae
Product: ras-related protein Rap-2c-like
Exons: 1
Coding region: 37-636 (199 amino acids)
Biological process (GO): negative regulation of cell migration; Rap protein signal transduction
Cellular component (GO): plasma membrane
Molecular function (GO): GTP binding; GTPase activity; GDP binding
Source: RefSeq, a predicted model, not a curated record
UCCGCCAGCGCGCGCCAUUCCUCGUCCUGCUCGGCCAUGGCCACCGCGGCGCUGCGGCCCGCCAGGGACUACCGGGUGGUGCUCCUGGGCAGCGUGGCCGUGGGCAAGACGGCGCUGGCCACGCAGUUCGCCUGCGGCCGCUUCCCCGAGCAGUGCGAGCCGUCGGUGGAGGACCUGUUCAGCAAGGUGAUCGAGGUGAACCGCGCGCCCGCGCUGCUGGAGAUCGUGGACACGGUGGGCGCCGAGCACCUGGUCACGCUCAAGGACCUGUACAUCAAGAACAGCGACGGCUUCGUGGUGCUCUACAGCGUGUGCAGCGAGGCCUCGUUCGAGGCGGUGCGGCCGCUGCGCGCGCGCAUGGGCCGGCUGCGGGGCGCCAAGGCCGUGCCGCUCGUCCUGGUGGGCACCAAGGCCGACCUGGACGCCGACCGCGAGGUGCUGCCGGCGCGCGGCUUCGCGCUGGCCCGCGAGUGGAGCUGCCCGUUCCUGGAGGUCACGGCCAAGAGCAAGAUGCUGGUGGACCAAGUGUUCACGCAGGUGGUGCGCGAGAUGGAGGCGCUGGCCCCGCGCCCGGCCGCCGUGGCCCGCGUCCCCCCGAGCGCGCAGACCUGGCCCGCCGAGCGCUUCAUCGGCUGAGCCCGCGCGCCCCGCCGCCCGCGCCCCCGCCCGCCGG